UUGCUGGGCUCAUUUUCAGACCUUGGCGGAAUCCCAGUGAAUCAAGGUACUAUAGAAGCCAGACUACCGCAACUUGGAUUUCAUGCGGUCCAUGGACAGAAUAUAGUCUUGCAAAAAGGUGGUAGAGUGGCGAGAAGGAAAGAGAGUUUCUGUAAAGGACUUGCGUUUUCUAACAGGCCAGUUACUGUAAACGAAAACGUAUGCAUUCGUCUGACUGAGGUUUCGACAAGUUGGUCAGGUGUGCUGAGAUUCGGAGUUACUAAUGUGGAUCCUGAGACCUACAGAACCAUUCAGGUUCCUAAGUGA
Haemonchus placei is the source of this 306-nucleotide messenger RNA. NCBI's taxonomy places the organism in Eukaryota, Metazoa, Nematoda, Chromadorea, Rhabditida, Trichostrongylidae. The record is from the annotation of a GenBank genome assembly.